UUCGCGGCUGGUGAUGCAAACAUAGACAAAUUAACUGAAAACAUUAAGUCUGAAAUGUAGUUUGCGCGGUAUUACCUCGCUUAGCCAGUUGUUAGCCUGUUAGCUAUCGCAUCAACUUGCUAAAUGUGAGUUUUAGCCUGUUAGCUUUGUGUUGCGCGAUUGGAGAGCGUGGUCCUAACCCUAAUAAGACAUGAAUAAUCACGCUUUAUUGAUCUUUUAACAAGAUAACGUUGUACUUUCUGUAAUAUGAGAACACGACUGUUGCCAUGAAACAGGCCAAACACACUUCAGCAAUAAGGUCACCUGAUAUUUCACACUGUUCCAGUGAACCCUCACGUUAUUAUAUGCUGCUUUUACAGCCAUGAGCCGAUACCGACAUUCAGCCGAGCAAAGACUCGCAGACAUUGACUACACACGGCUGACCCAACUAACCCAGCUAAAAGAUUCUCUUCACAGUCCUGAGGAGGCCCAUAAAACAUUUAUGAAACUAUAUCAAGAAAUAUUCCCGCGCCCUCAGACAUCGUUACCCAGAAUACAUCUCAAGACUGGGACCCAACCUCCAGUGAAGCUGAGAGCAUACGAGUCCGUCCAAGAGGUCAGCAGACAUCAGCCACAUGGAAAACCGGCUCAGGAAUCACUCAUGAAUCAUGUGAUCAAAGCCCUUAAGAAAUUCCCUAUUGAGAGAUCCCAGUCAGAGCAUCACGUCAUUUAUAAACUACUGAAGGGAGUCCACAGUCUGACCUCACAGCUGGGCUCGCAGGAGCUGAAACAGAUUAGUGCCGUCACCACCAUCGAGACCUGGGACCGCGGACAGAUCAUUUUCGGACAUAAUGGAUUUUACCUCGUUCUGAAGGGCUCAGUGAAACCGUUCAACCAUGAAACCCUUAAAGAGGACCAGACAGUCACUACGAUUGCAGCUGGAGGUUCAUUUGGAUGCUGUAAACCUGUAAAUGCAGUAGAUGGAGGUGCCAUCAUCCAGUGUGUCAUGACACUCGAGACCUGCGAGAUUCUCAAAAUAUCUCACUCCGGCUACGAGAAGCUAAAAAAAGACAUCCUGGCACAGGACCAUGAAGUUAAAUUAUCUUUGAUCCAGGGUUGCCAGCUGUACCUUCACUGGCCAAAGCUUUCCAUCAACCACCUGGUCGACGGCAUGCAGCUAAAAACAUUCCCUGCUAAUCAAGUGCUGGUGAAGGAGGGAAAGAUCUGUCCAUUUGUGGCCUUCAUUGGACGUGGAGAAUGUAACAUCUUUCAGGACGUGAGAUCACUGAUAAAACCUCUUGACAAGAAGGGCUGCAGGAUCAGAUUUGUGAUGGUGGGUAAGCUGGGUCCAAAGCAGUCGUUUGGAGAGGUCAGCAUCCUACUGAACCAGCUUUCCCCUUGUACUGUUAUCACUGCCACUGAAGUUCAUGGUGGAAUCAUUCAACCAGAAUGCCUCAAAGGACUGGACUCAGUGACCACUUCUCUUAUACUGCAAACUGCACAACCGAUGUGUGGAAAGCUUAGUGAGGAGGAAGUCUUGAAGGAGUUCCUGACACAGGAGAGGAUGAAGAAAUGGGAACACGAGAAGAGGAAGAUACUUUCCGAUGCUUUAUUUUAUAAUGGCAUUCACCCAGGAAGAGGCAAAUGGGCUUUUAACAGAGGACCAAGAGGAGUGACUGGGAAAUCCAAGAAGACCAUAUGAACUUUUGAUGGAUUAAC
Molecule: messenger RNA, 1698 nt
Organism: Puntigrus tetrazona (Sumatra barb)
Lineage: Eukaryota; Metazoa; Chordata; Actinopteri; Cypriniformes; Cyprinidae
Gene: cnbd1
Product: cyclic nucleotide binding domain containing 1
Exons: 13
Coding region: 362-1681 (439 amino acids)
Source: RefSeq, a predicted model, not a curated record